AUGGAGGAAGAGAGUUUAACUGUUGAGGGAAAAAUGAGUGUGGGGGCCACGUGUAUGCGGGUAUCACUUAGGGGUCCCACAGGGUUGGACGUUGUGGGCAUCUUAGAAGAUUGGGGUAUCGAGAGAGGGCACACCAUAAGCUACCUGGCUAUGGUGGCAUAUAUAGGUAAACCCUUGGGUGUUAUGUUAGUACUAAGUAAAACCUAUCUUCUGCUUAAGGCCAUAGAGUGA
This is a messenger RNA of Sphenostylis stenocarpa, 231 nucleotides long. NCBI's taxonomy places the organism in Eukaryota, Viridiplantae, Streptophyta, Magnoliopsida, Fabales, Fabaceae. The record is from the annotation of a GenBank genome assembly.